Eurytemora carolleeae is the source of this 583-nucleotide messenger RNA. RefSeq lists its product as uncharacterized. The record is from RefSeq and is a predicted model, not a curated record. NCBI's taxonomy places the organism in Eukaryota, Metazoa, Arthropoda, Copepoda, Calanoida, Temoridae.
AAUUUAUGGAACCAAUUAUAAAAAAACCAUUAAUGAAUUCAGUGUAUCCGAGACAACAAGAGUUUGAUCAGUCAAAUAACAAAAUAUCAACUCUAAUGUUUAAAAAUAAGUGAAAAAGAUAAAAGUAAACAUGGAGAGAAGUAUCGUUACCCUGUCCUUUACACAAUUGAAUUCUGAUUUUAAGAAGAUAUUAGAGCCUGCCCAUCUGCAUGCUGGUCAACGUAGUUCAGAUCUAAUUGUUGUUUCUCCCAAACGUCUUGAUGAACCUUCAGUAAACAUGGAUAAACUAGAUACAGAGGACAUCGAGCAAGGUGGAGGACAUCAACCUUUUAAUGGAGAACAAUCAAACACAGAACAUAAUAUUUUUCAAGUUAAAGAAAAACAGGAAACCAUGGAUGUAGAAAGUAUCGAGGCUGACAAGGAAUACAUAGACCAGGACCGAGGCUCCUCUGUGACCUCGGAGAAUGACACGAAUAGUACCUUGUCCGGGGGCGAGGUCAACCUCGCCUUUAUACCCGAAACCUCGCCGAGAGGUCACUCAAGGAAACCGAGCAGUGUUCUCUCAGAUAUUUCAAUUCAUAAG